Messenger RNA from Sorex araneus (European shrew), 576 nucleotides. RefSeq names its product gamma-crystallin B. Gene Ontology annotation, molecular function: structural constituent of eye lens. The transcript has 3 exons. NCBI's taxonomy places the organism in Eukaryota, Metazoa, Chordata, Mammalia, Eulipotyphla, Soricidae. Gene Ontology annotation, biological process: lens development in camera-type eye; visual perception. Bases 1 to 576 code for a protein of 191 amino acids. The record is from RefSeq and is a predicted model, not a curated record.
AUGGGAAAGGGAGGAGGGAGAGUCAUUGCGUGCAACCGCCCAAAUUUCAUUUCACAGAUCACCUUCUACGAGGACCGCGCCUUCCAAGGCCGCUGCUAUGAGUGCAGCAGUGACCACUCCAACCUGCAGUCCUACUUCAGCCGCUGCAACUCCAUCCGCGUGGACAGCGGCUGCUGGAUGCUCUACGAGCGCCCCAACUACCAGGGCCACCAGUACUUCCUGCGGCGCGGGGACUACCCCGACUUCCAGCAGUGGAUGGGCCUCAGUGACUCCAUCCGCUCCUGCCGCCUGGUCCCGCAGCACUCAGGUACUUACAGAAUGAAGAUCUAUGAGAGAGAUGACUUCAGAGGACAAAUGUCCGAGAUCACAGAUGAUUGUAUCUCGCUUCAGGAUCGCUUCCACCUCAAUGAAAUCCACUCUGUCAAUGUUCUGGAAGGCUCCUGGGUCCUUUAUGAGAUGCCCAAUUACAGGGGAAGGCAGUACCUGCUGAGGCCGGGGGAAUACAGGAGAUACCUUGACUGGGGGGCUGUGAAUGCCAAAGUUGGCUCUCUCAGAAGAGUCACGGAUCUUUGCUGA